AUGGCGGCGUGGCGGUAUUUUGGACCUCGCCACGGCGACGCCAUGCCGCCGAAAACUAUGGCGUCCGCCACAGAAGGAUGGCGUCGCUAUGGCGUCGUUAUGGCGUCCGGUAGCGUCACGUUGCAUAUGGCGGACGCCAACAGAACACCUUCUCGGCUCCUCUGCGCCGCAUCCUCCUCCGGCGCCGCAUCCUCCUCCGCCGGGGCGCAGCGGCCAGGAUUUCCUCCUCUGGCGCCGCUUCCUCCUCCGCUGGGCAUCCUCCUCCGGCGCCGCAUCCUCCCCCGGCGCCGCUUCCUCCUCCGCCGGGGCGCAGCGGCCAGGAUUUUCCUCCUCCGCCGGGGCGCAGCGGCCAGCAUCUUCUUCCUCCGCCGGGCCGCUGCAGUUCCUCAGUCGCCGGAGCGCUGCAGUACCUCCUCCGCCGGGGCACAAGCCCACAGGCUCCUCCGCUGGGCCACAGCCUCCUCCGCCGGGCCACAGCCUCCUCCGCCGAACAGCCGCUGCAGUUCCUCCGCCGGGAGCCGCUGCAGCUCCUCCUCCACCGGGCUGCUGCAGUGCUGCACUUCCUCCUCUGCCGGGCCGCUGCACUUCCUCCUCCGCCGGGCCGCCGCAGUGCUGCACAUCCCUCUCUGCUCCCGUGCGCCGUGCUCCCCGAACAUGGCUACUCAAGGGACUAGAAGUGCGGAGGCCUCGGACGCCGCAUCAAAUUAUGAUCCAAAGACUGAUCCAAAGCGCAAGCCAGGAAGGUCAAAUGAUCCUGGAUGGAAAUAUGCAUUUUGGCUGACUAUUGGUAAUAGAGAUCUCUUGCAGUGUUGCUUGUGUGAUAGAACUGUAACUGGAGGAAUUACAAGGCUCAAGGAGCAUCUUGUGGGUGGUUAUGGAGAUAUUCUGAAGUGUGCCAAAACCACACCAGCUAUUGCUCAGGAGAUGCAAGCUGCUUUGAAGGGCAAGAAGAGACCACUUUUGCUUGAUGAUGAUGGAGAGCUUCAAGGAGAAGAUGAUGAUGUGCUUGAUGUGACAGAGGAGUCCCAAGAUGCUUCUAGAAGCAUUGUGCAUCCUAGUUCAGGGACAGCUGCCAAAAGGAAACAAUCUAGCUUUUUGAAGUUCAGAGCACCAAAAGAGUCCAACACAAAGUCAGUCGGUUCAAUGCUUAGGAGAACUCCAAAAGAGGUUGUGGAAGAAAGACAUUCGAAGGGUCCUUCUCAGAUCAGUAUCCAAGCUAGCAUGAGGACAAAAGAAGAAAGAGAAGCUGUCAACUUGGAGUGGGCCAGGUUCUUUUAUGAGUGUGGCAUACCAUUCAAUGCCGCAAAUUCUAGGCAAUUUGAGAUUGCUAUAGAGGCCACUGCACAAUAUGGUUCUGGGUACAAGCCUCCUACCUACCAUGAGCUUAGGGAGCCAUUACUCGAGAAGGUUGUUAAGGAAACAGAUGAUUUGAGGAAGAGGCAUGAGGAUGCAUGGAAGCAAUAUGGUUGCACAUUAAUGUCAGAUGGAUGGACGGAUAGGAGAGGGCACCAUUUGAUCAACUUCCUAGUCAAUAGUCCGGAGGGGACUUUCUUCUUAGAGUCGAUUGAUGCAUCAAGUGAAGUUCAUGAUCAAGUGAUGCUAGCUGAUUUGUUAGAGAAGAGAAUAAGCAACAUUGGCGUUGAUAAAGUUGUGCAAGUUGUCACUGACAAUGGGGCUAACUAUAAGGCAGCGGGAAAGCUUCUCAUGGAGAGGUUUCCUACGCUUUAUUGGACACCUUGUGCUGCACAUUGCUUGGAUCUUAUGUUGGAAGAUGUUGGAAAGUUGAAGGCAUUCAAGAAGCCUAUCUCACGUGCCCGUCAUGUCACUACUUUCAUCUAUAGGCAUGGAAGACUUCUUAGUGCAAUGAGGGAGAAGACAGGUGGUAGGGAUCUUGUGAGACCAGCAGCAACUCGGUUUGCUACCACAUUUCUCACCUUACAAAGUUUGCACAAGCAUAGAGAUGCAUUGAGAUAUCUGUUUACCUCUGAUGAUUGGACGAGUUGCAAACUAGCAAAGACAGAGGCCGGGAAAAAAGUGUAUGAUAUUGUGCUUUCUAGGGAAUUUUGGAAUUCUGUUGAGGAUUGCCUUAGAGCUUCUCUACCACUUAUCAUUGUGUUGAGGGUGGUUGAUGGUGAUGAGAGGCCUGCCAUGCCAGAGGUUGCUUCUCUCAUGAAUCAUGCAAAAGAGAGGAUAAAGGCCGCCUUCUGUACUGAAAACAAGAGAAGCUUGCUCAAUAAUAUCUUACAAAUUAUUGAGGGUCGUUGGGAUAGGCAAAUGGACACCCCGCUCUAUGGUGCUGCCCUCUUUUUGAACCCAGGAAAAUUCUAUGCCAUCCAAAAAGAGAAUGAUGAAUAUGUUGGGCACCUAAGGGGUUGUUUCAAUGAUGUGCUUGCACGAAUGGUGGAAGAUGAGACCCUUCGAAACAAAAUUGAAGAACAAUCCAUGCUCUACGAAGAUCAACGUGGAGGCAUCUUCAAGAAUUGUAUGGCCCUUCAAACUAUGAAGUCAAAGAACCCUCUUGAUUGGUGGCGUGCGUAUGGUGGCCGAUCUAUUGACUUACAAAGAUUUGCUAAGCGUAUUGUUAGUCUUUGUGCUUCAUCAUCUGGUUGUGAGCGUAAUUGGAGCACUUUUGAAUUUAUUCAUACAAAGAAGAGAAACCGGCUAGAGCAUAAAAGAUUGAAUGAUUUGGUUUAUGUUGCCUACAAUCGGAAAAUGACUAGUAGGUUCCAAAAACGCCGUGAGGAAGCGGGUAAAAGCUAUGAUCCUUUGGUUAUGGAAGACUUUGAUUGGGAAAAUGAAUGGGUUGAUCCAACGGCCCAACCUCAAUGUUCUAGUGCUUUGGACAUCACAUGGGACCAAGUUGAUGAAGCAAUUGGUGCAUCACAUGAGCUUCGAGGUCGUAACCUUCCUAGGACCUACGCUCGUCGUGCAAGACAUAUAUCAAGAGUGGUUGAAGAAGAAAGAGUGGUUGAAGAUGAUGAGGAGGAAGGAGAGGAAGAAGACAUCAUUGUGGAUGAUGUUGAUGUUGAUGAUUUUGGUGACAAAUCAAUGGAUGCUACUGAAGAUGAUGCGGAGAACAUGGAUGCUUCAAACGAUUUCGAUGAGUUUGCAUUGGAUGACUUUUGAGAGAUGAGAGAUUUGAAACUUUAAAUGAUGAUUGAUGAGAGAGUGCUAUGUCUUUUGUGCUACAUUUACAUUACUAUUUAUCUUAUGUGCUA
Molecule: messenger RNA, 3218 nt
Organism: Phragmites australis (common reed)
Lineage: Eukaryota; Viridiplantae; Streptophyta; Magnoliopsida; Poales; Poaceae
Exons: 5
Coding region: 1-3126 (1041 amino acids)
Molecular function (GO): protein dimerization activity
Source: RefSeq, a predicted model, not a curated record